AUGGAAGGAAUAGGGUACAGAAUCUAAAAACCACAACGCAAAACAGAAGCUCACCUUCCACCACUGACAGCAUGACUGGUUCAUUCUGUUCCCCUUGCUGCCAGCCUACAUGCUGCAGGACCACCUGCUGCAGGACCACCUGCUGCAAGCCCACAUGCUGUGUGUCCAGCUGCUGCCAGCCCAGCUGCUGUGGGUCCAGUGGCUGUGGACAAGGCUGCAGUGGGUCCAGCUGCUGCGGGUCCAGCUGCUGCCAACCUUGCUGCUGCCGCCCAACUUGCUGUCAAACCACCUGCUGUAGGACCACCUGCUGCAAGCCCACAUGCUGUGUGUCCAGCUGUUGCCAGCCUUGCUGCCGCUCUAGUUGCUGCUCCACACCAUGCUCCCAGCCAGCUUGCUGCAACCCUGUGUACUGCAGAAGAACCUGCUACCAACCCACCUGCUGCUGCCUGCCUGGGUGCCUAGCCCAAGGCUGUGGAUCCAACUGUUGUCAGCCUUGCUGCCAACCAACCUGCUGUCAGAAUAAUUGCUAAAGGACCACUCUCUUGUUGUGGUGUUCAGCUGCAGCCAAACAUUUUGCUGUUGGUUGCUUCACAAAGAAAUACAAUGUGCAAAAAAUGUUUGCCAUCACCCAUUUCCAAUCACUGUAAUGUUUAAGACUCAUCAGGCUAUUCCAAAGAAUGUGAAGUACCUUGAUGAAAUACAUGUCCCUUCUCACUGAGUCUGUUCUUUGUCUGUAAAUCAUGUGUCAGCUUCCUAUAUAGUGAUAUGGAUUCAUCAUAUCUGCAAUACAACACAGUGCAGAUCUCACUUCCAUCCCACUAAGGUGUAGAGAAAAAAAUUCAUGCAUCAUAGAUAAGUAUCUGCCACUAAUGAAAGUUUAGGAUCAAGUUUUCUAUUCCAUUCCUCACAGUCCUUGUACCCUCUUUUCGUCCUUGCAUGAACCUUUCAAAGGCCUCCCUCCAUGCAGUGUGGGGGGUGGUCUCACCUAUAUCUCUUAAUAAACCCUGUACCAUUCUAUAUCCCA
This is a messenger RNA of Nyctereutes procyonoides (raccoon dog), 1024 nucleotides long. RefSeq names its product keratin-associated protein 9-2-like. Gene Ontology annotation, cellular component: keratin filament. NCBI's taxonomy places the organism in Eukaryota, Metazoa, Chordata, Mammalia, Carnivora, Canidae. The record is from RefSeq and is a predicted model, not a curated record. The transcript has a single exon. Bases 72 to 530 code for a protein of 152 amino acids.